AUGCUUCGUGAAGACCGCCAAACCCUCGUCAGCCCGGGCAAUUAUAUUGUUCGUGAUCAUGAAGACCAGACCCCGAUCACUGUCCAGCUCACCACCAAGAAAGCACCACGUCGUGUCACCACCAAGGACCAGAGCUCUGGGUCUCUUGGACAAACAACACUAUUCCGAAGAACCAUUCGUGCAAGAGACACCAUAUGUGCAAUCUCUAAAGGCAGCGCUAUGGUCACAAAAAGCGACAAGCCAUAUCGGGGCCUGACGGCCUCCCACAUAUUUCCUACAAGCCAGCUUGAAGAGUGGAACCGACACAAUUACAGACUCUACAUUACCGAUCCCUCUCCUGCAACCGAGAUUGGACAAAGCGGCCUUUACUCCCCCCAAAAUGGGCUUCUUCUUAGUACCACUGUCCAUGAAGAUUUCGAUGCUUUCUUGGUAGGGGUGGAUCCGGAUGCCGAUUACAAGAUAAUCAUUUUUGGAGGAGACCCGACAGGACUUGGAGGGGCACGCCUCAAAGACUCUGCCAGAAAUGGUACUAAUCCAAACAAUCGCGUCAGUGCAGAGCUUCUGCGUUGGCACCUGCGGAUGUGUGUGUACAGCAACAUGAAAGCCAAUGCUGACCCUGGGCCAGAGUGGGAAGAAGAUCUCGGCAGUGACGAUAUGGGCCAAAUUCUCGAGCAGCCAGAUGCCGGCGAGAGAAUGGAGGUAGAGCUAUUCACGCGUCUCGGGCCAAGGGUGGCUUAA
Messenger RNA from Penicillium canariense, 738 nucleotides. Its product is annotated as HNH endonuclease signature motif containing protein. The transcript is spliced from 4 exons. NCBI's taxonomy places the organism in Eukaryota, Fungi, Ascomycota, Eurotiomycetes, Eurotiales, Aspergillaceae. The record is from RefSeq and is a predicted model, not a curated record. Bases 1 to 738 code for a protein of 245 amino acids.